AUGUCGAUCUGGAGACACCUCAGGAGCCAGCUGAGUUUAUUUGCAUUGCUGGAGAUUAAGAUCAAGUCCUACUGCAACUGGAUUUGUCAAUCAUUAGCAGAAAGCUUUGCACCUGGUGUUCCCAUUGACUGCAAAUUUCACAAGAAACAGAAGAGCUAUAAAUCACCCUCCAGUGAAGAAUUUCAGUCACUUCCACAACCACCUGAAGAAGGACAGAAGAAACUUCUGAUCUUCCUGAAACCAAAAGAGAUGAUUCUGGCAGUGGUGUUCCUGUGUCUCACAGCUGUGCUGCCUCCAUCCACUGGAGAGGAACCUGAAGGUCUCGAUGCUCUGUCACCUAGCAGAGCAGAUCAGCAAAAGCUGAUUGUUGACAGACAUAAUGCCCUCAGGAGAAGUGUACAGCCAACGGCCAGCAACAUGAUGAAGAUGGAAUGGAGUCCUCUGGCUGCAAAGAAUGCCCAAAAAUGGGCCAAUCAAUGUACUUUAGGCCACAGUCCUCCUAAUCAGAGGACUACUGACGUACUAUGUGGUGAAAACCUCUUCAUGUCAUCUGCCCCAUUCUCAUGGUCAAAUGUUCUUCAGGCCUGGUACGAUGAGAAGAAAAAUUUCAAAUAUGGAACAGGAGCAAAAACAAAAGGUGCUGUGAUUGGCCAUUACACUCAGCUUAUCUGGUACAACAGUUACCAGGUUGGAUGUGGAGUUUCCUACUGUCCUAUGAGCUCAUACAAGUACUUUUACGUUUGCCAGUACUGUCCCUCAGGAAAUAACGCAAUGCAAAUAGCUACACCUUACAAAAGUGGACCAAAAUGUGCAGAUUGUCCCGGCCACUGCGACAAAGGGCUUUGCACCAAUCCUUGCAAGUAUCAAGACCUCCUUGCCAACUGCAAAAAUCUGAAAACAUUGUUUGGCUGUGGCCACUCUCUGAUGAAGCAGAAGUGUCCUGCAAGCUGCAAAUGCACCACUCAAAUCAUAUAA
Molecule: messenger RNA, 975 nt
Organism: Acanthisitta chloris (rifleman)
Lineage: Eukaryota; Metazoa; Chordata; Aves; Passeriformes; Acanthisittidae
Gene: CRISP2
Product: cysteine-rich secretory protein 2
Exons: 9
Coding region: 1-975 (324 amino acids)
Cellular component (GO): extracellular region
Source: RefSeq, a predicted model, not a curated record